AGGGAAACACAGCCUCCACAAUCAUAUCCCCUGCUGGCUGCUGCUGCGCUCUCUCUCUCUCUCUCUCUCUCUGUCUCCCCUUUUUAGUCCUUUUGAGUUGGGUUGUUCCUUCUUGAAUUCUGUGUGCUCAUGGAAAUGAACACCACUGCUGCUCCUACAAGACCACCUAGUCUUACUGCAAACAACCAUACAAACAAGCAGAACCACCACCAUGCCCAGUCUCAACCCCUUCAACACCACCACCAUAGCCUUCUCCCCUUCAACUUCAUUCUCUUAUUCAUCAUUCCCAUCCUCUCCAUCAUCCUUCUGGCUGCCAUAUUCUGCGUCGUACUAAUGGUUCGACGCCCAAAAUCCAGCCAAACCAAUGGCAGUGGAAAACGCAAGACCAACAUCAACAACACAAACUGCGAGCCCAUUGCUCAUAGCACGACAAAUUUUGGUUCAAGCCCAGAUGUGAAGAGUGGGUGCCUUUACAGUGGGAACUCAGGAUGUGUGCCAACUAUUAAAUUUAGAGGGGUCCAAGUACUCACCUACAAGGAGCUCGUGGUGGCCACAAAUAAAUUUAGUGAAGCAAAUGUGAUAGCCAAUGGAGGGUUUGGAGUGGUUUAUAGAGGGAUCCUGAGAGAUGGGACAUUGGCAGCAAUUAAGGUGUUACACAGGGAAGGUAAGCAAGCAGAGAGGGCCUUCAGGAUGGAGGUGGAUCUACUAAGCCAUUUGCACUCUCCUUACCUAGUGGAGUUUCUUGGCUACUGUGCAGACCAACACCACAGGCUUCUAAUAUUUGAAUUCAUGCCUAAUGGGAAUCUCCAGAAACAUCUCCAUCCCCACAACAAUCAACAGCAGCCACUGAACUGGGGAACUCGAUUGAGAAUAGCCCUCGACUGCGCUAGAGCCCUCGAGUUCCUCCACGAGCACUCCGUCCCAUCGGUCAUCCACCGUGAUUUCAAAUGUACCAAUAUCCUGCUUGAUCAAAAUUUUAGAGCCAAGGUUUCAGGUUUGGGCUUGGCCAAGACAGGCUCGGAGAAGAUCAACAGUCAGAUAUCAACCCAUGUGCUGGGGACCACUGCAUAUCCAGCACCCGAGUAUGCUUCAACUGGUAAACUUACUACAAAGUCAGAUGUGUACAGCUACGGUGUGGUUCUUCUGGAGCUCUUAACAGGCCGUGUCCCAAUCGACAACAAGCGACCAACUGGAGAACAUGUCCUUGUCUCUUGGGCUCUCCCAAGGUUAACCAACAGAGAACAUGUAGUACAAAUGGUUGACCCAGCUCUACAAGGCCAGUACUCAAAGAAGGACCUGAUUCAGGUGGCCGCUAUCGCAGCUGUGUGUUUGCAGCCAGAAGCGGAUUACCGGCCUCUGAUGACAGAUGUUGCGCAGUCCCUGAUCCCCCUGGUCAAGAACCUUUCUUCUAUUUGUCCCUCUACUUCCUCCAGAUUUCUAAAUCAAAUUGUAAGCCACAGGUGUUAGGGGCUGUCCCAACCCCCACACCCCAACCAAAAAAUAAAUAAAUAAAAUUGUACUGAUAUUGUUCCGUGCGAAGUCAAUAAAAUCAUUCAAUGUCAACCA
Malania oleifera is the source of this 1566-nucleotide messenger RNA. Its product is annotated as probable serine/threonine-protein kinase PBL7. The transcript is spliced from 6 exons. NCBI's taxonomy places the organism in Eukaryota, Viridiplantae, Streptophyta, Magnoliopsida, Santalales, Ximeniaceae. The coding region runs from base 130 to 1467 and encodes 445 amino acids. The record is from RefSeq and is a predicted model, not a curated record. Gene Ontology annotation, molecular function: protein kinase activity; ATP binding. Gene Ontology annotation, biological process: protein phosphorylation.